Molecule: messenger RNA, 1020 nt
Organism: Vigna unguiculata (cowpea)
Lineage: Eukaryota; Viridiplantae; Streptophyta; Magnoliopsida; Fabales; Fabaceae
Product: protein neprosin-like
Source: RefSeq, a predicted model, not a curated record
UUUGGAGACAUUAUUGAUUGCAUUGACAUUUACAAACAACCAUUAUUUGACCAUCCUUUACUAAAGGACCACAAGUUGCAGAGGAAACCCAACUUUCAUAAUGUGAUUGAAGAGUCUAGUCAAAAAAAUUUAAGAACUAGGUCCAUGUUUGGAUUGAGUAAGGAUGAUUGUCCGAAGAGGACUGUUCCUAUUCUCAGAACAACAAAAGAUGACCUUAUUCGAGAAAAGUUGAUGUUAAACAAUCAUAUAUUAGUUCAAGACCUUCCUGGUGUUCAUCUUGCAGAAGUUUCUCCUAAACCACAUUUUGGUCCUUAUUAUGAAGUCAAUGGAGUAAAUAGUAUUUAUAAUCCACGAGUUGAUACAAAGUUUCAAAUCUCCAUGUCUCAUUUAUGGGUUCAAAAUGGACGGAUAGAAUCAACUAACAAAAUCUCAUUAGGAUGGCAUGUGAUUCCAGAACUAUAUGGUGAUUAUGGAACUCAUCUUUAUUCCUCGUGGACGUCAGAUAACUACAAGAAGACAGGAUGCUAUAAUAUUCGAUGUGCAGGUUUUGUUCAAACUAGCAAUGAUCAAUAUCUUGGUGCACGAAUAACCAACAUAUCUGUAUAUGGAGGACCAACUGUGGCGUCUCUCUUUUCUAUUUCUCAGGAUCCAGUGACUAAAAAUUGGUGGUUAAGUGUAGAAAAUAAGUUUAUUGGAUACUUUCCAAUAAAAUUAUUCUCAAACAUGACCUCAGCUGAUCAAGUAGGAUGGGGUGGAAGAACAAAAACUCAUCUUGAUACUAAUAGUCCUCAAAUGGGAUCUGGACAUCUUCCUCAUUUCCCUUAUUAUAACUAUAAUACUCGUGUUUGUUACUUUAGACAAGUGUUCAUUAGAAAUUCACUUAGAAAAAGUCACGAAGUUCAACCAUAUGAAACUUAUUCCUUCACUGACAACCCCAAUUGUUACGAUGUCAAAUAUCCAAAAAGCUCUGUUGGUUACGUUCUCUUGUUUGGAGGACCUGGUGGUAAAUGUGGAAAUUAA